This is a messenger RNA of Penicillium canariense, 3138 nucleotides long. RefSeq names its product linker nucleoporin NIC96 (gene nic96). Gene Ontology annotation, molecular function: structural constituent of nuclear pore. The transcript has 5 exons. The record is from RefSeq and is a predicted model, not a curated record. Gene Ontology annotation, cellular component: nuclear pore. Gene Ontology annotation, biological process: protein import into nucleus; poly(A)+ mRNA export from nucleus. Bases 1 to 3138 code for a protein of 1045 amino acids. NCBI's taxonomy places the organism in Eukaryota, Fungi, Ascomycota, Eurotiomycetes, Eurotiales, Aspergillaceae.
AUGAACUCAAAUACGGGCUCUCUCUUCGGAGGGGGUGGUACAACGACCCCACGUCCGAAUAGCCUGUUCGGUUCAGCCAACAACACGACAAGUGCUUUCGGAACCACCGCUACUGGUCCGGCACAGGGUGCUCAAACUUCCUCGUUAUUUGGCCAAUCUCAGCCACAAGCCCAGCAACCUGCUCAAUCUUCCCUGCUUGGUCAGACCCAGCCGCAGGCGACCAGCGGGCAGGCCCAACAAGAACGAGUUUCGACUCAAGCAACCCAGCCGGCAUUCUUCAACAGCCUCCUGGAGCGUGGCAGGAGGCGGCCAUUGUCUUCGGCUGCGCAAACCGGCAAUUUUGAAGACGUACCCAGUCUUCAAUUGGGGCUGGAUGAUAUCCGGAGAAAAGCUAGAGAGUUGGGUACAGCUGGAACCAAAGAUUCCGAGCAAAAUGGCAUUAACAGCAGGGCUCAUUAUCUCCUCGCCUCCUCCGGCAUUUCCCCAGGGCGCGCGCUGCGAGACCUCAGGUCUCUAGAUCCGCAGGCCUCUAUGGCCACCGCGAGAGAGCCUGAUAGCUUCGAUCCGGACAACCAGCGAUUUCUGAGAAACAUCCAGCAGCGUGGCCGGCAGGUCAUGAUUGCCGAGAGUCUUUCUCGAGCGCAAAGGGACUUUGACACAUUCUUGGAGGAGAAGGUGGACAUGGACUGGGAAGAGCAGCGCCAGAAGAUUUUCCAGCAUUUUGGGCUGUCUCAACAAGAUGGAUCUGGUACUGGGGAUUUGAGAUCGACCACGCGUGGUGCAUUUGGUCGAUCUGGAAGACAAUCCAGGCCUGCAAAUGGCCCUUCUGUGGCAUCCCGCAGAAGUGUCUUUGGCCGCUCUGGUCUGGACAAAUCUGUCAUCGGGACCCCUGGGAAUGGCCUUGCCAGUCGCAAGCUCUUCGAGGACCCAGCCGAGCGAGGUGAGGGACUUCCUUCUUCCUCGCCCGAUCUCCGGUUCCUGCGAGAGAAGAUGGGUCACUACGCUGAGAAGGUCCAAGAGUUGAACAUUGCCCGCCUCCAAGGACAAGCGUACCCUGUUCUGCAUCAAUUCUCGGAGGUUGAAAGACAUGCUGGUGGCGAUGUUCCUCAUCAGCUGGUUGCUGCGUACCAAGCUUUGGUGACAAUUAUCAACGAGAAAUCGAACAUCACUAAUAAGACCGACCCUCGUGCGGUAAAAGAGCGACAAUUUGCCGAGGCCUACUUGGAAGAGUCAGCGAGAUCCCCUAACUCGGUCAAUCUCAAGAAGCAAAUUCUCGAAGGCUCAAGAGGGUUCCUGGAGAAAUCAUUCUUCACUGAGGUGGAGAAUGCCAUCGCGAAAAACCCACGUGAAGCCCAAUUGGGCGGUAUUCCGACUACCAUCAACAAGAUUCGAGCAUACAUACGCCUCCGCGCUGCGAGAAAGGACCUCGCCCCAGAUGGGACCGAAUUGCAGAUGGUUGGCGACAACUACUGUUGGAUUCUCAUAUUCUAUCUGCUCCGGUGUGGAUUUGUUCAGGAGGCAGCUCACUACGUGACCAGCGACCCCGGGUUCCGGUCACUGGAUCAUAAGUUCGUGACAUAUAUGACAACUUAUGUGUCGUCAGAUAGGCGACUUCCACGGGACUCGCAGCAAAGAAUCAAUGGCGAGUACCAGCAACGGCUGCGGAACGCGCCAGACAACACAGUCGACCCUUAUCGGAUGGCUUGUUACAAGAUCAUAGGCCGCUGUGAUCUUUCUCGGCGUCGUCUGGACGGCAUCAACCAGAGUGUUGAGGAUUGGAUGUGGUUGCAAUUCAGCCUCGCUCGGGAGGAUGAUCGCGCUGAGGAGGUGGCGAGCGACGUCUUCGGCCUGGAAGACAUCCAAACCGAUAUUACUGAGAUUGGGCAAAGAGUUUUCACCAAGGGCCAGGAGGGACCUGGUGGCUAUGGAACAUUCUUCCUUCUUCAGAUCCUGGGAGGCAUGUUCGAACAGGCUGUGGCUUAUCUGGGUACCUACGCUCCUGUGACGGCCGUUCAUUUUGCCAUCGCACUGGCUUACUACGGUUUGUUGCGUGUGUCCGACUUCUAUACUUCCGGAGAAGAGAUUCUGUCUUUCACGGUGAAGCAGUACCCCCAGAUCAACUUCGGAUAUCUCAUCACCCAAUACACCCGAGAGUUCCGAACUGGAUAUGUUGAAACCGCGAUUGAUUAUUUCACCUUGAUCUGUCUCAAUGCAGAUCUUGGAGGCGCUCUUGGCAAGUCCCAGUCAUCGGUAUGCCACGAAGCCCUGCGUGAGUUCAUCCUAGAGACCAGAGACUUUGCCAAGUUGUUGGGCGAUAUUCGCGACGAUGGUACCAGGAUCAAGGGUGUUAUAGAGCAGCGCCUUGAGUUGAUCAAGCUGGCGGAUCAAGAGGAUUUCUUGAAAAACAUCACGAUCCAGGCUGCUGGCGUGGCAGACGACAAGGGUUUGAUCACUGACGCGGUGCUUCUCUAUCACCUGGCAGAGAACUAUGAUCGCGUCAUUGAUAUCAUCAAUCGUGCACUGUCCGAUGCGAUCGCGAUCGAGUUAGGGGGAACCAUGCCCAAGCUGCAGCCUCUCCGCCCGCGAGUUGAACAGGGUCCAUCUAGCCCAGUGGAUCCUGGCAGCAGUCUCAGCUUGACCUCUGUGGAUGACCCAGUCGAGCUGGGCAAGACCAUGAUUAGCCUCUACGAUGGGAAACCGAUGUACUAUGAGAAGAUCCGCGCUAUCAACCGAGAUUCUUGUGGCCUUCUCCUGCGCAUGUUGACAGCGAAGCACGAAGUCGAAGCCGGCAGAUGGGCGCCCGCACUCGACUGCAUCAACGCAUUGGGCAUUCUUCCUUUGCAGGCCCAAGGUGUCAUGCAAAAGGUACGUGGUGCCGCCCAGGCUUUUUCAUCCUUGCCGGAGAUUAUUUCGCGCAACAUUGGACAUGUCAUUAUGUGGAGCAUUGCGUGCAUCGGCAAUGAGCGACGCCGGCAGACCAGCGGUCCAUUCGAGACGGAGAUGCACCAGGGCUUUGCGGAUCAGCUGCUGGUCAUGGCCAAGGAUCUGAUGGUCUUCUCUGGCAUGGUGAAGUACAAGCUGCCACCCAAGGUUUACGAAGCUCUUGCUCGAGCUGGGGCAGACAUAGGUGCAUACUAG